AUUGUCACGACGUGUGCUGACGUCGCGCGAUGACGUCAACUUCCGCCCGCCGCAAUGUUUGGUAGUUUGACUGGGUCUUGUUGGUAGUGAGCUGUUGAUGUUUAGUGUGUCGUGACGUCACCGGCGACGGUGUGUAGUGAUUUCAGCUGAAGUGCUAGGAUGUGUUGAUUGGCUCCCCGAUUGGUGAUCUUCCUUUAAACAUUUAGUGCAGGCUGUGAUUCAGUCGACUGUGGCUCGGUUGCUGCUAUGUUCUCAGUGGGCCUGGAACCCACGACUGUAAGGUUAGCAAGGUUUGUUGGCUCACGUGAUCACGUCUUACCCUGCGGCAUCUAUAGACUCACGUCUUCAAGGUCAUCACUUAUAGAGGUCUUUUUGUAAACAAUAGGUCUUUAUAAACAGUAGGUCCUUACAAACAGUAGGUUAUUGUAAACAGUAGGUCAACUGCAGAUUGAAGCUCAUUACAAGGGAGAACACGUUCGCAGGACUGGCCACCUGGACUGACCAAUGGCCGAACUAAGGAAGUCGUCCAGCAGACGCAAGUCCAGCAAAACUCAACCCAUGCUGACCCACAGCGUCAAAUGUGUCGUCAUGGGCGACGGUGACGUAGGCAAGAGCUCGAUGCUGCUGACCCAUCUGAUUGGCCGCUUUCCCCUGGAGUGUCCACCUGGUCCGAUGGACGGACACGCAGAGUUCGAUCAUGUGACUAGUCAACCUGUGACCUUUGUACAGGAGAAUGUCGAGGUCAAGAUGACCUUAGUAGACACGUAUGGCCAGGAUGAGUACGAGAAACUUCGAGAAAAAGUCUGCUGUUCUGCGGAUGUGUUUGUCUUAUGUUUUGACGUGGCCAGACCGGAAACGUUCGAAAGAAUCCGUUACCAGUGGUUACCAGAAAUCCGGAAGUACAGUCCGGCAGACACACCUUUCGUCAUCGUGGGGCUGAAGACAGACUUGCGGUCUAAAGCCAUGGCGGAGGGAAGUGACGUGACAAAGUUCAUCAGCUACGGGGACGGGCUGAAGGCGGCCACAGAGAUGGGGACCUCGUUCUACCUCGAGUGUUCGGCCAAAAGCAACGGUGGCGCCAUCAAGCGGAUCCUUGAGAAGGCGGCUCAGGCGGCGCUGCAGACCUCACUUCCGGAGAACAUGAAGCGGAGUAGCUGUGUCGUGUCUUAGUCCUGUGUCUUGUCCUGGUCCUAUAAAUUGUCCUCGACACCCCCCCCCCCCCCCUCUGUCUUACAAAUGAUAUGUUUUAUUGUUUAGAUGUGACAUGUAAUGUGUAGGCUGUACAAAUGACAUGUUUUACUGUUUAGAUGUGAUAUGUAAUGUCGGCUGUACAAAUGAUAUGUUUUAUUGUUUAGAUGUGACAUGUAAUGUGUAGGCUGUACAAAUGACAUGUUUUACUGCUUAAAUGUGACAUGAAAUGUCGGCUGUACAAAUGACAUGUUUUAUUGUUUAGAUGUGACAUGUAAUGUGUUGGCUGUUAACUUAUUGAUGUAAGCUGGAGCUAUUAUCUAUUUCUCUAAUGAAGACCUUUGGUCGCAUCUUCAGUAUUUUAUUUGUACAUUUUGUUAUUGACAUAAACAAAUAAAACGUUGGGUGACGCCCUUUA
Molecule: messenger RNA, 1606 nt
Organism: Physella acuta
Lineage: Eukaryota; Metazoa; Mollusca; Gastropoda; Physidae
Product: ras-related protein Rac1
Biological process (GO): small GTPase-mediated signal transduction
Molecular function (GO): GTPase activity; GTP binding
Source: RefSeq, a predicted model, not a curated record